AUGCGAUUUGUCCUCCAGGAUGGAUCUGAGGAGAUGCUGAUCCACGGUGCCGUUCACCUUGCACGUGUGGCCGGUUCCCUCGAUCGUCGUGUGGCCGGAGACGAUGCCGGCGGCAAGGACAAUUCACCAGGCUGGGUCUUUCGGGAAAGUCGAUACUGGAUGCCGGGGGACUCUUUAUCGUGGGGAUCGGCAGAAAUGUUAUGCCGGAAGGUUGGGGGAAACUUGGUCAGCAUUCACUCGAUUGACGAGCGGCUCUUUCUGCAAAAAAUCGCGAAACAGAACACUGGUGAGUUUGGGGAGCAGAUGACGUGGGGACUUCGCCGUGACGUCAUCCACGUCGUCUGCUCCCAUCAUCCUCCGCUGCUUUCAGUAUGGAUCGGGGCGAGGAAGUGGGACCGAAUGCGAGUUCCGCCCAAAUUCGUGUGGACGGAUGGGACGGAGGGGAUCUACGAGAGCCUGGCUGAUGAAGGGGUCCAGGAGCACCACGUGGGUGACAGGUGUCUUGCCAUGGCGCCUUCUGGGGAUUGGUCGUUGCUCUCUUGUUUCUUCUCUUUACCUUUCUUGUGCAAAGCGGAAUUGCAAUGA
Darwinula stevensoni is the source of this 585-nucleotide messenger RNA. The record is from the annotation of a GenBank genome assembly. Lineage: Eukaryota; Metazoa; Arthropoda; Ostracoda; Podocopida; Darwinulidae.